Messenger RNA from Enhydra lutris kenyoni (northern sea otter), 918 nucleotides. Its product is annotated as olfactory receptor 226-like. Gene Ontology annotation, cellular component: membrane. The transcript has a single exon. Gene Ontology annotation, biological process: G protein-coupled receptor signaling pathway. The record is from RefSeq and is a predicted model, not a curated record. Gene Ontology annotation, molecular function: G protein-coupled receptor activity; olfactory receptor activity. Bases 1 to 918 code for a protein of 305 amino acids. NCBI's taxonomy places the organism in Eukaryota, Metazoa, Chordata, Mammalia, Carnivora, Mustelidae.
AUGAACCACUCCACUGAGACCCUGGUAACAGAAUUCAUCUUGCUGGGCUUCCCAGAGCUGUGCCACCUUCGGGGGCUGCUUUCCGGGUUAUUCCUCACGAUCUACCUGGUGACCAUCCUGGAGAACCUGGUCAUCAUGCUGACCAUCCGAGCCAGCCAGCAACUGCACACACCCAUGUACUUCUUCCUGGCCAACCUGUCCGUGCUGGAGACCCUCUGCACCUCGGUCACCAUCCCCAAGCCGCUGGCUGGCCUCCUAGCACAGGUGAGGACCAUCUCCUUCUCAGGAUGCCUCACCCAGCUGUGUCUCUUCCUCUCGCUCGGCUCCUCUGAGGGCUUCCUCCUGGCCACCAUGGCCUGUGACCGGUACCUGGCCAUCUGUCGCCCGCUGCACUACCCAGCCACCAUGAACUGGCAGCUCUGUCUGUGCCUGGCCCUCAGCGCGUGGCUGGGCGGCUUCCUGGCCUCUUUCGUGUCCAUGGCUCUCAUCUCCCGCCUCAGGUUCUGCGGCCCCAAUGUCCUCAACCACUUCUUCUGCGACAUCUCACCCCUGCUGCAGCUCUCCUGCUCUGACACCACUACCAUCGAAAUUCUGGACUUCGUGGCAGCCCUGGCUGUGCUUGCAACCUCCCUGCUGGUGACCAUGGUCUCCUAUGCACACAUCCUGGUCACAGUGCUGAGGAUCCCGGGCUGGGCCGGGCGCCAGAAAGCCUUCUCCACCUGUGCCUCCCACCUGGUGGUGGUGGCCACCUUCUACACCACCACCAUUUUCAUGUACGCCCGGCCUCACGCUGCCAGCUCCUUCGACAUCAACAAGCUGGUGUCCGUGAUCUACUCAGUUGUGACACCACUGCUCAACCCCAUCAUCUACUGCUUGCGGAAUCGAGAUGUCAGGGAGGCUCUGACUAAACUCCUCUGA